AUGCUUGCUAGCAAAGCCCGCUCGGCGCCCCAGCGGCGUACGCUCCAUCUAUGCCUGACUGGCCUUGGUAACCCCGAGCCACAGUAUCGCAACACCCGGCACAAUGCAGGUCUUAUCUUGCUGGACCUACUGAAGGCGCACUACGCCCCUGGCAAACCGUGGAUGCCCUGCACAGUCCCCCGGGUGGCGGCCUCAUACUGCCACGCUUCGCGGCACGAUCUGCUGCUGUUGCGCUCGGACGGCGCUUUCAUGAACCGCAGCGGCCAGAACGUUGUGCCGCUCUGGCAGCGCAUCGGCGGCGCAACGCGCGUGGUGGUGCACGACGAAUUGUCGCUGCCCCUGGGCAAGGUGCAGCUCAGGGCACCAGGGCGCAGCCCGCGUGGCCACAACGGGCUCAAAAGCAUCAUUGCUGCCGGCGCGCAGGGGACCUACUACAGCCUCGCCGUCGGCAUCGACCGCCCGGAGACACGGAAGCCGGCCGCGAUUGCAGACUACGUGCUGUCGCGCUUCUCGCGCGCCGAGCUGUCGCAGCUCGAGCAGGAUGCUCUCCCGGCGGCCCUGGGGCACCUCAACGGGCUGCUGGGGGUGGUUGUCACGUGA
Messenger RNA from Eremothecium gossypii ATCC 10895, 600 nucleotides. It is a transcript of the gene PTH1, whose product is annotated as aminoacyl-tRNA hydrolase. Gene Ontology annotation, molecular function: peptidyl-tRNA hydrolase activity. Bases 1 to 600 code for a protein of 199 amino acids. The transcript has a single exon. NCBI's taxonomy places the organism in Eukaryota, Fungi, Ascomycota, Saccharomycetes, Saccharomycetales, Saccharomycetaceae. The record is from RefSeq and is marked provisional.